UACUAACUUUCACAGUUGGGGGUACCACCUCCAUACACCAAACAAAACCUGAUCCGUUCACUCAGCUACAGAGUUCACAGAAGACAAACUGGACAAUCUCAAGAGAAUCCUCUUUGAGAAUUGUUAUCAAGAAUGAUUUAUUGAGAAAUCCAUGAAUGAUGGACCGCAAAAGCCUCCUAAGCUGCUUAGCAUCCCGAAAAAACUCCUCUACAUGAACCUUCAAUUCAAUAGAGAUUCAUCUGCAGAAACACUGAAAAAUCGACUGUCCCAUUCGCUUAAGAAAACUUUCCUUGCAGCUGAACUACGAUUGACCUUCUCCACAAAACCUAUGAUUCGUAUGAACGUGAAGAAUAAGCUACCACUGAUGGUCAGCCUCAUCAAUGUGUAUCUACCAAUUAACCUGUUUUUGUUGAGCCAGGUAUGUCGGCCGUACCUGGUGUUCACUUUCCAAACGUAUCACCGAACACUUACCAGUAUGGUUUUACAAAGGAGGAAAUCGAUGCCCCCGCAGCUCUAUCUUAGAACAUCUGAUAGAAUCCUGGAAACCAAGCUACACACUCCAAACAAACUUCAAAGUUGUCUACAGAAUACGAAGCAGCCUUGCUAAAUGUGUAUGAAUCAAACUUCUUCAAACUGCAGAAGCAAUGGCAAUUCACUAGCUAAGCCCUGAACUCUGCAUAUAGAAGAAGUUCGUUCAAUCACACUACACUUGUAAUGGACGUAGUCCGU
This is a messenger RNA of Trichobilharzia regenti, 729 nucleotides long. The record is from the annotation of a GenBank genome assembly. Lineage: Eukaryota; Metazoa; Platyhelminthes; Trematoda; Strigeidida; Schistosomatidae.